AUGUUUUCUUCUUUGAUUUCAAAACUAUUCAAUGAUUUACCAAGUAAUUUUGGUUAUACAAUAGGUGAGAAAGUAAAAGGUGAUGAUUACAGUAUUUGGACUCAUUAUAGAGGCUACAGAAAGAAUAAGCCGGAGCAAACCUGUAGUGUUUUUUUUUUUGACAAAAAUCGGAGUUCUGGCAAUGAAAAUGUUCUUGGAUUCAUCCCAAUAGAAACAGCCAAAAAGCUUGCAAAAAAUCAAUUCCAAAGAUGCAAAAGCCUAAUACACCCUUGUAUUCUAAAAGUAUAUGACACCUUAGAAGUUUCAAACUCUUAUUAUAUAAUAACAGAACCGUGUGUAUCGCUUUACAACCUUUCAUUAAGCAUCAAUCACACUUUUGUUACAUAUACUGAUGAUUCAAAAGAAUCAGAAUAUGAAAUAGGUUUUCCGAAAGAUUGUAUUUCAGGAUUGUAUGAGAUCAUAAAAGGACUGAAGUUCUUACACAAUGAUGGAAAGCUUUUACAUGGGAAUAUUAGUCCUUUGACAGUUUAUGUCAACUUUGAUGGUUCUUGGAAACUUGGAGGAUUUGAAAAUACCAUUUUAAUGAGUGAUACAAGUAGUUAUUAUAUGGAUGAAAUUUCAAAGCAAAGUACUGCUUAUAAUAUAAUGGGGUGGAAAUUUGCUAAAGUCUCGAGAAAUCCAAAGAGUCUCGACCUUUGGAAUCUUGGGUGCCUGAUUUAUUGGUCAUAUCAGGUAUCUUCCAACUUAAAUCCAUCCGAGAUUUACAUCGAAAUUACUGACCAAUCAAAAAUUUCUCAAAGAAAAAAGAUUGUUGAAUCAUUAAAAUUACCUUAUAUGAAUGGAGAUGUUCUUACUAUGGAAAACGAUUUGAUCCCACGCUGGUUGUAUGACUGGUUAAGCGACUUACUAACUUGCAUGAAUACAAAUAAAGAAAUUAGCAUAGAAAAUGGUCUUGCCUUAAUUAAUAACAACUCUCCUUUUGUGGAGCUCAUGAAUCAACUAAAUGAUUUUAUGUUAAAAUCAUCAGAAGAUAAACAAAUUUUCUGUACUCAGUACCUUCCGCACUUACUUACUAGUAUAAAGGUGCAUGGUGACAGUUCUACUAAUAUUAUUGUCAUUCAAAGAAUUCUUGAAAAGCUUUUAUUAAACUUUAGUCAAUGCACUCCCAGCAUAUUCCCCCUGGUUUUAACCCUGUUGGAACCUUACAAAGAAAUUCGAACUUGUCCAAAAUUUAUUUUGAAAUCAUUCUAUACAGUCACAAAGUUUCUUCUCUGUCAAAAUGAUAGAUCAAUCAGAUACACUUUACUUAAAAAUAUUUCGAAGUAUGAGAGGUUCUUGUUAAAGGAUAUUUUUCAAAGUUGUAUUGACUCAAUCUUAAUUGGAUUUCAAGAUACCACCAAUGUUAUUAGAGAAACGACUCUUCAAAGCAUGAUUGUAAUCAUUCCUCUUCUUCUUAAGGAAGACACCGAAAAAAGUCUUUCUAAUGAAGACGAAAUCCAAAUUUCAAAAAGUAACAACUCAAAGUCGAACGCAUCCAGUGACUUUAUGUGUUCCAUUAAAGAAGGAUGGAAGAAGAAUAGUGCUGCUUUCUUAAAUGCCUUUGGAGGAAAUAGUGGCUCUCAAAUUGCCGUUGACAAGCUUGUAUGUGCAAUGUUUAGCCUCUCAAAGGACCCCGAAGUCAUAAUCAGAAGCAACACCGUCAUUUGUUUUGCCAAGUUAAUGGGUGUUUUACCAGAACAAUAUCACUCAACUAUCUUAAAUAAGGUCUACCUUUCUGUCAUUAAAGACCCUUUCCCCAUAUGUAGAAGGGCUGUUAUCCAAGCUCUUCUUUCCACCAUUCAAUUUUAUUCUCCUACCGUAAUUACUCAACAAAUCCUCCCGGUUGUUUCAGUUAAUGGCUUCAUUGAAGGCCAACCCGAAAUUAUGGAAAUCUCUCUAACUUUUGUUAAAAACGCGAUCAAUAUUUUAAGCCCAUAUAUUGAAGAACAAGUCAAGCUCAAGCAGGAGCAGGAUAGGAUUAAACUUGAGGAGGAAAAAUUGGAAUCUCAAAAAGAAUCAAAACACAAUGCUGCCUUAAAUAAUAAUGCUAAAUCCUCUAAUAAUAUUUUUGAUCAACAAUCUGCUAACCUUCAAAACAAACAUAUCACUAAUUCCAACUUAUCUCUUGAAAAAAAUAAUAAUUUGCACAAAGAUAAGGAUAUUUCGACUAAUAACACUAAUUAUGUACCUGUUGAUAGUAGAAUCCAUGUUUAUGCACAAAAUAUGCAAUUAAAACCCACUUUUAAUGCUGAUAUGGGGGUUGGAACAUUAGUUGGGGGAAAACCAAAUGAGAAAAAAGAUGUGGAUUGGAAUGAAUUUGAAAGCGAUUUGUUUGACUUCGGUAUUUCAAGUGGCCAUAAUAGUGGCAAUAAUGAGUCGCUUUCUUCUGAAUCUAAUAUAAGUGAAGAAAGUAAAUCUAGAUUUAAAUCUAAUGUUGGAUCGUUUACUUUGAGUAAUUAUCAGAGGAAUUGCGCCUUCAAAACUGAGUCUUCAGGUGUUAAAAACUCACCAAGUUAUAAUAAUAAUAAUAACAGUGAUAAUAAGAAGGAAAUAAUAGGCCUUCCGCUGAUUAAAGUUGAUCAAUUUUCUACCAGUAAGAAUUCAAAAGUGGAAAAAAUACCUGGGAAGAAAUUAUCUACUAAAUUGGACUUAGACAGUGAUGAUUUUUGGAAGGAAUUUGAGUAA
Molecule: messenger RNA, 2724 nt
Organism: Cryptosporidium ubiquitum
Lineage: Eukaryota; Apicomplexa; Conoidasida; Eucoccidiorida; Cryptosporidiidae
Product: protein kinase
Exons: 1
Coding region: 1-2724 (907 amino acids)
Biological process (GO): protein phosphorylation
Molecular function (GO): protein kinase activity; ATP binding
Source: RefSeq, a predicted model, not a curated record